GUCAUAGUUUUGACAAUGACUCGUUCAAAGCAAAAUACCAAAUAUGUGAUACUUUAAACUAUUGAAUAUACAAGAAUAUUCAAAAUUAAAAUUUCUAGUGCAAAUUACACCAUGAUUAAAAUUUUCCGUCAAAUAUUGAAGUUACUUCCGUCGAUCCAUUCACGAAGAUACUAUAGUCCAUCAGCUAAUUUUGUCAAAAGGAAAUUUAUAGUAGGAGGAAAUUGGAAAAUGAACGGAAACAGAAAGCAAAUAAUGGAAAUCAUGAAAUUCUUGGAUAAAUGUCCAAGAGACUGUAGUACUGAUGUAGUUGUAGCUGUUCCAUCUGUUUAUUUAGAUUUUGUACAAUGUCAUAUUCCUGCUCACAUUCACGUUGCUGCCCAGAACUGUUACAAAGGAGAAAAGGGAGCAUUCACUGGGGAAAUCUCACCACCAAUGCUCAUGGACAUCGGAGUCAAAUGGGUGAUUUUGGGUCACUCGGAAAGAAGAAUUGUUUUCAAGGAAAGCGAUGAAUUGGUGGCUGAAAAGGUCGACAGUGCUCAUAAACAUGGUCUGAAAAUAAUUGCGUGCAUUGGUGAAACUUUGGAGGAACGUAAACGCUGCAAAACCGAGGAGGUGGUUACGAGGCAGUUGGGUGUGAUAGCCAGUACAUUCAAAGGCGAUUGGGCAGAUAUAGUGCUGGCUUAUGAACCAGUUUGGGCCAUCGGCACGGGACAAACAGCCACACCGGAUCAAGCCCAGGAAGUCCAUAAAACUAUUAGAUGCUAUAUUAAAAAAGCCGUCAGUAGCGAUGUGGCUGAAAAUAUAAGGAUCCAGUAUGGAGGAUCUGUGACAGCUGACAAUUGUAGAGAAUUAGCAUCCCAACCAGACAUAGAUGGAUUCUUGGUGGGAGGAGCUUCCCUAAAACCCGAUUUUGUUAAAAUUGUUAACGCCAGAAAAAACAAUUGUAUUCUUGCUUAAUAGACGAUACUUUAAGAACUAGA
Messenger RNA from Diabrotica virgifera virgifera (western corn rootworm), 980 nucleotides. RefSeq names its product triosephosphate isomerase-like. Gene Ontology annotation, biological process: gluconeogenesis; glycerol catabolic process; glycolytic process. The transcript has 4 exons. The record is from RefSeq and is a predicted model, not a curated record. NCBI's taxonomy places the organism in Eukaryota, Metazoa, Arthropoda, Insecta, Coleoptera, Chrysomelidae. Bases 112 to 957 code for a protein of 281 amino acids. Gene Ontology annotation, cellular component: cytosol. Gene Ontology annotation, molecular function: triose-phosphate isomerase activity.